GUAUGCCUUUGUAACUUUUAAAUUUGCAGCUGAUGCUGAUUGCGCCGUGGUUGACACGCAGCACUUUCCAGGGGUGCAAAGGCAGCUUGCUAUGGGAUUUGCAACGUCGAGAAAAAAGGAUUCAGAUGAGGCAGCGAAAGAUUCGAUGCUUAGCGAUUCGGACCCUUGCAAGGUGUUCGUGGGGGGCAUAAGUGACAGAGAUGGCGAGGAGGAGGUUGGUGACUUCUUCUCGCAGUGGGGUCUUGUCACCCUUGUUUACAGGGACAAAGCCACUUGGGGAUUUGUGCACUUCGCCACCAAAGAGGGCGCAAUGCGGGUCUUGGAAGAGAGCAGCAUUACCUAUCAUCGAAGAAAACUCGACAUCAAGAAAGCCUCCGAGUCGAAAAAGGUGAUGAGCGACGAUGAGAGGCAUGACUUGGUGAAACGAGCCAUAGCGAGGCAUUUCCACAAGAAAUCAGCCCCUCCACACCCAGGCUAUCCUCCUCCAGGAGCUUACUAUCCGCCUCCUCCAGGUUACUAUGGAGCACCGCCUCCAGGCUAUCCUGGCUACCCACCUCCUAGCUAUCAACCGCCUGGAUACCCUCCGCCCCACUAUCCUGCAGCGUAUGGAUCACCGCCUCCAAGCGGCCCUUACGGAGCGCCCCCAGGGUCGAGUCCACCUCCUCGGGAAGGGCAGCAGGCCCUUCCACUUGGAGACGAUCCGUAUAGGGAUCCCAGGGAUCCUUAUAGAGAUCCAUAUCGACCUCCAGAUCCAUAUGCCUAUCCUCCUCGUGAAAGUAGAGAUCCUUAUGCGGGUUCCUGCCUUACGAUGCCUCACAAUGCCUCGAGAUGCCUCAAGGGCCUUGUGCCUGGUUGUGCCUGGUUUUGCCUAGUUGGCACAGCCAAUGCUUGGAGCGAAGCUGUUUUUCAGUGCACUUUCUACGUCUUUCUACCGCACAAAGGUUUUUUCUAA
Molecule: messenger RNA, 952 nt
Organism: Cladocopium goreaui
Lineage: Eukaryota; Dinophyceae; Suessiales; Symbiodiniaceae
Source: the annotation of a GenBank genome assembly